AUGGGACGAGUAAUCAUCAAGAACACGACUGUGCUAACUCUGGACUCGCAAGACUCGUUUUUCUAUCCCGGCUUUGUGGAGAUCAAAAAUGACCGGAUCUGGAAAGUCGGUCAGUGGUCAGAUGACAUUGACCUCGACGAGAAGGAUGGAGAUACUUUGAUUAUCGAUGGCCGAGAUAGAUUAGUCAUGCCUGGUAUGGUAGAUUUACACUUCCAUACAAGUAUCGCCAAGGGCUUCAACGAUGAUUUACCGCUCUGGGAGUAUCUGGACGAAGUCUGGUAUCCGGCUGUUCGCGCGGUGACGCCCGAGACAGCCAAGGUAGCGGCGCUGUACUCGUACAUUCAAGCCGUCAAGACGGGCACAACGGCCGUCAAUGACAUGUAUAGACAUUUGCCGUCCUUGGCCGCCGCGGCCGAGCAAGUUGGCCUCCGUGCGGUAUUGUCAAACGAUGUCGCACUGCCCGAGCACCGGCUCGAUACCGUCGAGGACAACGUUGCCGCGUUUCAGCAAGUGCAUGGCGCCGCCGACGGAAGAGUCAAGGUCUGGAUGGGUAUUGAGUGGCUCCCUCUAGCGGACAUGGAUCUUUUGAAGCAGGUGGCGCAGGCGAAACGCGAAUUGAAGACGGGACUGCAUCUGCAUCUAUGCGAGUCGCGAUCGGAGAUUGCCGACUGUGCAAAGAAGCUUGGUGGCAAACGGCCGGUGGAAGCGGCGUACGAGGCGGGCUUACUCGGGCCUGAUACGGUCGCUGCUCAUUGUGUGCACCUCUCCGACGAAGAGAUUGAGCUUCUAGCCCGAACUGGGACACAUGUGAGCAUCAAUUCUGGCAGUAAUGCCAAGCUCGGCAAUGGCAUCGCACGGCUUCAGGAUCUGGCAGCUGCGGGCGUCAAUUGCGGCAUGGGCGUCGAUGCAUGCGAGUGCCACAAUAGCUUCGACAUGUUUGAAGAAAUGAAGAUUACGAGCUAUGUGCAGCGCGGAUUGCACGAAGACCCAGCAUUGGGACGCCCUUCCCAGAUGCUGCGAAUGGCGACUCGCAAUGGCGCAGUUGCUUUGGGCAUUGAUGCCGGCACAAUCGAGCCGGGACGCAAGGCCGACCUGGCGAUUCUGGAUUUGAAGAAAGAUAUGAUGUUCACGCCGCUCUUGAAAGCACCACUUGACGCGCGCAGAAAGCAACUUGAGAGCCAUCUUGUUUUUGGCUGCAAUGGCACCGCAGUCGAGACCGUCAUAGUGGAUGGAAAGAUCAUCGUACAGGACAGGAAGGUCUUGGGAGUUGACGAGGAUCAAAUACGAGAGCAAAUGGACUCCAUAUUUGGGGAGAUUGUGGCUGAUAUGGAAAGAAAGAAAAUGGUACGGUCAAAGCAGUAA
Molecule: messenger RNA, 1362 nt
Organism: Pestalotiopsis fici W106-1
Lineage: Eukaryota; Fungi; Ascomycota; Sordariomycetes; Amphisphaeriales; Sporocadaceae
Exons: 3
Coding region: 1-1362 (453 amino acids)
Molecular function (GO): hydrolase activity, acting on carbon-nitrogen (but not peptide) bonds
Source: RefSeq, a predicted model, not a curated record